AUGGCUUCAGCAACGGCGUAUUUAGCGGUUGCGGGCAUGGUGGACUACGCUGCAUCAAAAUCUGCAACGCUGGCUCUGCACGAAGGCUUGCAAAGUGAACUCAAGAACGUGUAUAACGCACCUAAAGUGCGAUGCACAGUUCUGUGCCCGAGCAUCGUCGCCACAAAUAUGUUCACGGGUUUGAGCACUCCAUCACAAUUCUUCAAUCCAAUACUCACUUCACAGCAAGUGGCUGGAGCUGCUGUCUCUGCCAUAUGGGCUGGCGAGGCAAGGCAUAUCGAGCUCCCAUGGCUAUCUAAAUUCAUGCAGGCACAGAUCAGGAGCGCGCCAUCCUUCUUUAGAAUUGGCAUUCAAGAUGGGGGCAAGAAUGCUAUGACGACUUUCAGCGGCCAUAAAACUAUGGACUAG
Molecule: messenger RNA, 408 nt
Organism: Parastagonospora nodorum SN15
Lineage: Eukaryota; Fungi; Ascomycota; Dothideomycetes; Pleosporales; Phaeosphaeriaceae
Exons: 2
Coding region: 1-408 (135 amino acids)
Molecular function (GO): oxidoreductase activity, acting on the CH-OH group of donors, NAD or NADP as acceptor
Source: RefSeq, a predicted model, not a curated record